UGGACAAGAGUGUAUAUGUUAGAAUUGUUGAAGAGCCAGCAGCUUCAGUUUUUUCUUCUUCUUCCUGCGUGGCUUUCUAAUAUGAGUAGAGACAGGAACCUCGUUUUUGCUGUUAAUGGACAGAGGUUCGAGCUCUCCGAUGUUGAUCCUUCAACCACCGUGCUCGAAUUCUUGCGGCUGCACACUGGCUUCAAGAGUGUUAAGCUCGGGUGUGGUGAAGGUGGUUGUGGAGCUUGCCUGGUGUUACUAUCAAGGUAUGAUCCUGCAAGUGACCGAGUGGAAGACUACACUGUAAGCUCGUGUCUCACACUCCUCUGCGGCAUAGGUGGGUGUUCUAUCACGACCACUGAAGGCCUGGGGAAUACCAAAGACGGGUUCCAUCCGAUCCACAAGCGGUUCUCGGGCUUCCAUGCUUCUCAGUGCGGCUUCUGCACCCCGGGAAUGUGCAUAUCUCUCUAUGGAGCUCUUGUAAAUGCCGAGAAAACCGACAGACCAGAACCGACAAAGGGAUUCUCCAAGUUGACUGUCUCGGAAGCCGAGAGGGCUAUUUCAGGAAACCUCUGUCGAUGCACCGGCUACCGCCCCAUUGCUGAUGCGUGCAAGAGUUUUGCAGCCGAUGUAGAUAUCGAAGAUCUGGGGUUGAACACUUUCUGGAGAAAAGGGGAGGACAAGGAAGCAAGUUUAAGUAGAUUACCCCCGUAUGACCAAAAUACCGAUAUCAGGGGAUUUCCCGAGUUUUUGAAAGAGGAAGUAAAGGCUUCAGACGGGUUGGGUGUUGAAAAAUGUAAUUGGUAUAGUCCUGUCACCCUUGACGAGCUCCAGUGCCUGUUUGGACAAGAUGGGAUGGAUAAAGGGCAUAGAGUGAAAUUAGUUGUCGGUAAUACAUCGGUGGGCUACUACAAGGAAAACCAGCGUUGGGAUAGGUACAUUGAUCUAAGGCACAUCCCUGAACUUCAAGUCAUCACUAAGGACAAGACAGGAAUUGAGAUAGGGGCAGCGGUGACGAUAACUAAAUCUAUCAAGGAAUUGCGGGAUUUCAGUGAAUGUUUGCCGAACCUUGACAGUGGGAAUAUAUUCAGAAGACUGGCUGAUCACGCGGAAAAGGUUGCUUCAUGGCACAUUAGGAACUCAGGUAGUUUGGGAGGAAACUUGGUGAUGGCGCAAAGGGAAAAGUUUCCUUCUGAUAUCGUCACCGUACUUCUUGCUGCGGGCUCAUCAGUGCAUAUAUUGGCUGGUUCCAAGCACGAGAUCGUUACAUUGGAUGAAUUUCUGAAGAGGCCUCCGCUGGACUCAAAGUCUCUGCUUUUGAGCGUUAAAAUCCCCAUCUGGGAAUCACGCAGCAGCAAAAUACUGUUUGAAACCUAUCGGGCCGCUCCACGGCCCCUAGGGAAUGCACUGCCCUACUUGAAUGCUGCUUUCUUGGCCGAAGUUUCUCAGUGCGAUUCCUCCAAAGUUAUUCAUAUAAAAAGCUGUCGGAUGGUAUUUGGUGCUCACGGUCAUGAACACGCUGUGCGUGCGAGAAGGUUGGAGGAAGUUUUGGUUGGAGGAAGGGCUCUCAGUUUGAGUCUGUUACGUGAAGCCAUUGAAGUGGCAAAAGAAACUGUGGUCCCAGAAGAUGGCAUAUCGAGCCCUGAUUAUCGAAGAAGCCUAGCUGCUGCUUUUGUUUUCAAGUUCCUUGUGCCCCUGAUCGAGUCCACUGCUCCGAUGACCAAGUACCUUGACGGCUAUGCUAAUUACAGUCUGGCCAAGGAUAUAAAGCAGGAUAGGAAGCAGCUUGAAGAUGUUGCCGCCCAGCUAUCAUAUGGGAAGCAAGUAAUCGAAGUGGAUAAGCAAUAUUCUCCGGUCGGGGAACCCGUCAAAAAAUCCCUAUCCACGAUCCAAGCUUCUGGUGAGGCUGUGUAUGUGGAUGACAUUCCUUCUCCAACCAACUGUCUCUAUGGAGCUUUCAUAUAUAGCACGAAGCCUCUCGCAAGAGUGAAAGGAAUCAGAUUUUCACCUCGCUUACCUAAAGAUGCAGUAAUUUCGGUCGUUUCCUUCCUAGAUAUUCCAGCAGGUGGAGAAAAUCUUGGCUCACGAACUGUAUUAGGGAAUGAAGCUUUGUUUUCUGAUGAGCUUGCUCAUUGUGCUGGUGAUCGUGUCGCCUUUGUGGUCGCAGAGAGUCAGAAGAAUGCAGAUUUGGCAGCAGAAGCUGCGCUUAUUGAUUAUGACACGGAAGAUUUGGAACCACCGAUUUUGUCCGUAGAAGAUGCUGUUGAGAGAUCAAGCUUCUUUGAGGUUCCUUCUUUUCUCCAGCCCAAGCAAGUUGGCAACUUCUCAGAAGGGAUGGCAGAAGCCGAUCACAAGAUCCUUUCAGCUCGGAUUCAGCUCGGGUCUCAGUACUACUUUUACUUGGAGAAUCAGAGUGCACUUGCUAUUCCUGACGAAGACAACUGCAUGGUGAUCUAUAGUUCGAUGCAGUGCCCUGAAUUUCUACAUGGCACUGUUGCAAGAUGUCUGGGAGUUCCUGAACAUAAUAUUCGUGUCAUAACGAGAAGAGUCGGCGGUGGAUUUGGUGGAAAGUCUAUGAGGUCCAUGCCAGUUGCGACGGCCUGUGCAGUUGCAGCUCAAAAACUGAACCGUCCUGUCAGGACUUAUCUCAACCGGAAAACUGAUAUGAUACUGGCUGGAGGGAGGCAUCCAAUGAAGAUAACUUACAGCGUCGGAUUCAAGUCAAAUGGGAAGAUCACAGCUCUGCAUCUCGACGUACUAAUCAAUGCAGGGCUCUCUGCUGAUAUCAGCCCCAUAGUUCCCCAGAACAUAGUGGGCGCGCUCAAGAAGUACAACUGGGGCAGCCUGUCCUUUGAAUUUAAAGUAUGCAAGACAAACCAUACCAGCAAGUCGGCUAUGCGGGCCCCAGGGGAGGUCCAGGGGUCGUUCAUCGCAGAGGUUGUGAUCGAACAUGUGGCGUCUGCCCUCUUGAUGGAACCUGAUGCUAUCAGAAACGUUAAUAUCCACACAUACGACAGCCUCAGCUUGUUCUACGGGAGCAAUGCUGCUGGUGCCCCGAAGGAUUACACAGGGCCCUCGAUAUGGUCAAAGUUGGACUCGUCCUCCGAUCUGGCACGACGGGCUGAGGAAGUAAAGGAGUUCAAUAUACAUAAUAAGUGGAUAAAAAGGGGGAUUUCUCGAGUGCCUGUUGUUUAUGAAGUGACAGUGAGACCUACUCCUGGAAAGGUCAGCGUGUUGAGUGAUGGGUCCGUGGUUGUGGAAGUCGGAGGGACUGAGCUAGGCCAGGGGCUGUGGACUAAAGUAAAGCAGAUGGUGGCAUUUGGUCUGGGUUUGAUCCAAUGCGAUGGGCCAAUGGAAUUGUUGGAGAAAGUUCGGGUUGUACAGACCGAUACCUUGAGUGUAAUUCAAGGUGGCUGGACUGCAGGUAGCACGACUUCAGAAGCGAACUGUCAGGCGGUUAAGCUCUGUUGUGAUACUCUGGUCGAGAGGCUGCGUCCUCUAAGGGAUAGCCUGCGCGAGCAAAUGGGAUCUGUUACUUGGGAGGUGCUGAUUGAACAGGCAUAUUUGCAGUUUGUCAGCUUGUCAGCAAGUGCUUUCUACUGUCCGGAAUCGAUUUUGAUGCGGUAUCUCAACUAUGGCGCUGCCGUGAGCGAGGUUGAGAUAGAUGUUCUGACUGGAGAAACGACAAUACUUCGGUCCGAUAUUAUUUACGACUGUGGGAAGAGCCUCAACCCUGCAGUCGAUUUAGGGCAGAUCGAGGGUGCAUUUGUUCAAGGAAUCGGAUUCUUCAUGCUCGAAGAAUAUACUACAAAUUCUGAAGGGUUGGUAAAUACCAAUGGCACAUGGACAUACAAAAUCCCGACGUUAGACACUAUACCUAGAGUGUUUAAUGUCGAAGUUCUGAACAGCGGCCAUCAUAAAGGACGGGUUCUUUCCUCUAAAGCUUCGGGAGAGCCACCUCUGCUCCUAGCAGCUUCCGUUCACUGCGCGACGAGAACAGCGAUCAAAGAAGCAAGGAGACAGUUACUCUCAUGGAGCGGCAUGGACACAACCGAUUCGCCAUUCCAGUUGGAUGUCCCAGCGACCUUGCCCAUCGUCAAGGGUCUUUGCGGGCUAGACAGCAUCGAGGGGUACUUACAUUGGAGGAUGUCCGGGAAGUGAAUCGAGAAAGAUAAGCAUACUGGAAAACUUGCAUGGGACAUGGACGUUGAGAUCUUUUCAAUUUGAUGACUGGAUGCCGUGUGGGAUUGGAUGUAUACUUCAAUAAGCAUACGGUGUAAGAUAGAGCUGCAUAUAUAUGCACGCUGAUUCCUUUUUCGUAAUGCAUCAGCGUUC
Messenger RNA from Punica granatum (pomegranate), 4323 nucleotides. NCBI's taxonomy places the organism in Eukaryota, Viridiplantae, Streptophyta, Magnoliopsida, Myrtales, Lythraceae. The record is from RefSeq and is a predicted model, not a curated record.